This is a messenger RNA of Ricinus communis (castor bean), 1056 nucleotides long. RefSeq names its product F-box protein SKIP5. Bases 187 to 939 code for a protein of 250 amino acids. Gene Ontology annotation, molecular function: protein binding. The transcript has 5 exons. NCBI's taxonomy places the organism in Eukaryota, Viridiplantae, Streptophyta, Magnoliopsida, Malpighiales, Euphorbiaceae. The record is from RefSeq and is a predicted model, not a curated record.
AUACUCUGUGGGCACUCAACCUUCAUUCGUUUCUAUAAGGGCAGAAACAACUAACUUUGGUUGUGUAUCGGGUGAUACCGAAUGGGAGAGUAGAGAUAUCGGGAAAGCUUAGUGUAUCGUGUCGGUUUUACUAAUACUAUGGAAAUGAUAAAAUUGUAAGUCGGUCAAGCGAGAGAGAAAGAAGGUAUGGAGAAGGCAGAGAAAGGAAAGUGGAAGCGGAAAAAGAAGGAAGGAGAUAAUUGUAGAAUUAACAAUCUCGAUGAUGGUUGUCUUAUGCACAUUUUCAGCUUCUUAUCCCCAAUUCCAGAUCGGUAUAACACCGCCCUCGUUUGCCACAGAUGGCAUUUCUUGGCAUGUCACCCUCGCCUAUGGCUCCGAGUAGACCGGUCUAUCAAAGAUACAUCUCAACCUGGAGUCUUCCCCAGCAUUGAGAUGGCUGUGUCUGCUGCUAGACCUGGUGACACCAUUCUUAUCUCAGCGGGUGGAAGUCAUCUUGCCUCAAAUAUUCAAAUAAACAAACCACUCUGCCUGAUUGGUGGAGGUGAGCUUCCUGAUGAAACAAUGCUCUUAUGCUCUCGAGGUUCAGACAGUGCAUUGGAGUUCCUGUCAACUUGCAAAUUGGCAAACCUUACGGUGAAAGCAGAGCUCGGUUGCUGCUUGCUUCAUAGAAGUGGAAAGCUUACGAUAGAUAGCUGCGUACUUCAGUGUGAGUCAGACCCUCUGGACUACCUGUCAUGCCCAAUCGUGAGUACCGCUGGAAAGCAUGAGGUAUUAUCUGCCCCAAUGAAAACUAAUGGUGAUAGUGUUACUGUUUCUCAAACUCGGAUUGAAGGAGGUGCCAAGGCUGUUCUUACAAACGGGGACCUGGUCUUGCAGCGAGUUCGAGUCAUCUACUCUCGAACUUAUGUUUAUUUCUGGUUCGAUGUAGGACAUAAAUGAUUGCUCACAUUUGAGCUGGCCUGUACCAUAAUGAAACCAGCACGUUAUUUAUAUGAUUUCAUUUAUGAUACUUCACCAAUAACGCCUUUCACGUAUAAAAUAAAACUUCAUGGAUCA